UUGAGCAUCCUUACACCAGAUCAACAAAAUAUGCUGAAGAAGAUACUUCUUGUUACGUAUGCCCUGACUAUUGUCAGGGCUCAGGUGCCUAGUUUAGGAUGGUGUCCUGAUUACGUACCUAUGGCUAAUUUUGAUAUUUCAAAGUUCCUGGGAAUGUGGCAUGAAGCCGAAAGAUAUUUUCAACUCUCGGAGGUAGUAUCACGUUGCGUGAUGGCUAAUUACUCACGCGGUCAUGAUAAUAAAUUGCGUGUGAGCAACGAAGUUACCAACAGAUUUACUGGAAUAAAACGAGUUUUAGAGGGUGAAAUAAAACCAGCAGCUUCAAAAGCCGAAGAAGGAAAAUUACAUAUUAAAUAUACGACUGUCCCUCUAACACCAGAAACAUCUUAUGCGGUUUUGGAUACUGAUUACAAAAAUUAUGCUGUUUUGUGGAACUGCAAUGGUAUUGGCCCAUUCCAUACACAAAAUGCCUGGAUUAUGACGCGAGAACGUAUUCCUUCUGGUGAAGUUUUACAAAUGGCUUAUGGAGUCUUGGAUAAAUAUAAAAUAUCAAAGACAUUUUUUGUGAAAACAGACCAAGAAGAUUGUGCCUACUUGGAUAAAUUGAAACCAGUUGAAAAACCAGCUGAAAAACCAGAUCAAGAAACACAACAAGUUGAUAUUCCAGUUGAAGCUCCCCAACAAUUGAGAUCAGCUAUUAUACCUGAUGAAACACACAUUAAUCGUAUUAAAGAGGUUGAAAAAGUUGAUGAAAAACCUGCCAACAAAAUAGAAUCCACUGUCAAGGCAGUAAAAACUGAGGCUAAACCAGAAGAAGAGGAAAAAGAAGAAGAAAAAAAGACGAUUGUUGACAAGGUGAUUGUUAAGGAUGUAAAAAUUGAUGCUGAUGAAAAAAUGACACCGGUAACGGUUCCAGAAGUUAUUUACAAAAAAAGUGCUGAUAAAAAGGAGGAAAAACCAGAGAAAGACGAAAAAAUAAUUGAGAAAGAAGAAGUGAAGAAAACGGAUAAAGCUGAAGCAGUUGCUGUUGAAAUUCCGAAAGUGGAACCCGUUGUUGCUGAUACACCUGACUCCAAGCAAGAAGAACAUGAUCACAGUAAAACACAAACUGUGGAUGCACCAAAAGAAGAGCAAAAAAUUGAAAACAAAUUAACUAUCGUUUGCUUAAAAUUCAACCAUCAGGACAUUGCGCUCGAUUCACGAAUUAUCGGUCAAGGCUUAUUGAGUCACACGGAAAUCAUCAAAGUACGCGACAGAAAUUACAAAAGUUUAAUAAUGUUUUGGAUUUCUUUGAUCUUGUGUCUGAUGGUGGGUAGAAUCGAAGGCUUAUUGCCGACAUUUGGAGUCUGUCCGGAUGUUAAUACUAUUGAUAAACUCAAUGUUACAGAGUAUUUAGGAAAGUGGUAUGAAGCUGAGCGUUAUUUUUCUAUAAUUGAUUUUGGAGCAAAAUGCGGUACUUUUAAUUAUAGCAAAGAAGAUAAUGGAUCAUUAAAACUUGUCAGCUCACAAAUAUCAUCACUAACUGGGGUAGAAUCGACAAUUGAAGGACGCGCGAGACCAAUUGAAAGAGCUGAUGAUCCAAAAUUUACGGUAUCAUAUCCAUCGUUACCGAUCCAAUAUCCUAUGCCCCAUUGGGUUUUGGGAACUGAUUAUGACAACUAUGCUGUGCUAUGGAGUUGCAGUAACAUCGGUAUUUUUAGUAUGCGGAGUGCUUGGAUUUUAACACGAGAAAGACAACCACCAGUUCCGGUUCUUGAGCAAGCGUACAAAGUUUUGGAUAAAAAUCAAAUAAGCCGCGCAUACUUUUCACGUACCGACCAAAAAAAUUGUCCAAUUAUUUCAAAUUAAAAUUAUUUAUUACUUUGAUUUUAUAGUGAAAUUAAAUUUCAGUUUGUAUUUAUUAUUUAUUAUUAACUUAUUUAUUGUCAUAUAUUUAUAAAAAAAUAAAUUAUAUUUAUCUAAAAAUCA
Messenger RNA from Microplitis demolitor, 1968 nucleotides. RefSeq lists its product as uncharacterized. The transcript has 9 exons. NCBI's taxonomy places the organism in Eukaryota, Metazoa, Arthropoda, Insecta, Hymenoptera, Braconidae. The record is from RefSeq and is a predicted model, not a curated record. Bases 31 to 1848 code for a protein of 605 amino acids. Gene Ontology annotation, molecular function: pigment binding.